CGCAACUAAGCCAAAAUUAAAAGUAAAAAAAUGGAAAAAGCAAUGCCGUUCUCCUAAUUAUUUUCGCUUCAUUUGUAUAUAACUCCGCCUAGAGCUAGAGAUCACAACUCACGAGCUACGACGUCGUUUUAAAAUUCCAAAUUCUUCAAAAUCGCAAUCAUCUUUGUAUCGUCUUCUACAGAUCCCUGAUUCACUUCGAAAUCCUUCCACCGUCGACGAUGGCCAAAACGGCAUCCGCCGCCGCCGUCUUCCUCCUCCUCCUCCUCUUCCUCGCCACCCCCUCCACGGCGGAGAUCAAGUCCCUCACCAUAACCUCCGACACCCGCCCCAUGAUCCUCUUCGAGCAAUUCGGAUUCACACACACCGGCCACGUCUCCAUCGCCGUCUCGGAGGUCUCGGUGGCGGCCUCCGCCUCCGCCUCCCAACCCGACCCCUCCCGCCUAGGGUUCUUCCUCCUCAGCGAGGAGUCGCUCAUCCAAGUCGCGAUUGAGAUCCAGCAAAACCCUUCCUUCUGCGUCCUCGAUUCACACUACAUCACCCACCUCUUCACCUUCCGCGACCUCUCGCCGCCGCCAUCGGCGUCGUUCAACCGCUCCUACCCCGUCACCUUCCCCAACGAGUUCAGCCUCUUCUUCGCCAAUUGCGCUCCGGACACCUCCGUCUCCAUGGCCGUCCGCACCGAGCUUUACAACCUCGACAAUGACGGCUCCCGCGACUACCUCUCCGCCGGGGUAACCCGCCUGCCUACACUCUUCUCCGUGUUCUCCCUCGCCUACCUCGCCUUCUUCGCUAUCUGGGUCUACAUCUGCUACACCAACCGCCGCUCCUUCCACCGCAUCCACCUCCUCAUGGCCGCGCUCCUCCUCAUGAAGGCACUCAAUCUCAUCUGCGCCGCGGAGGACAAGCACUAUGUGAAAGUCACCGGCACCCCUCACGGCUGGGACGUCCUCUUCUACAUCUUCCAGCUCAUCCGCGUCGUGCUUCUCUUCACCGUCAUUGUCCUCAUCGGCACCGGCUGGUCCUUCCUCAAGCCAUUCCUUCAGGAGAAGGAGAAGAAGGUCCUCAUGGUUGUCAUCCCCCUGCAGGUUCUCGCCAAUCUCGCCUCCGUCGUCAUUGGCGAGACUGGACCCUUCAUCAAGGAUUGGGUCACCUGGAACCAGGUUUUCCUUCUGGUUGAUGUCAUUUGUUGCUGUGCUAUCAUCUUCCCCAUUGUUUGGUCCAUUAGGUCCCUCAGGGAAACUUCCAAGACUGAUGGCAAAGCUGCUAGGAACUUGGCCAAGUUAACCCUCUUCAGGCAAUUCUAUAUUGUUGUCAUUGGCUACUUGUAUUUCACUCGCAUUAUUGUCUUUGCCCUCAAAACUAUCACGGCUUAUAAGUACCGGUGGGUCAGUAAUUUCGCCGAGGAGGCUGCUAGUCUUGCCUUUUAUGUUGUCAUGUUCUACAUGUUUCAACCGGUGGAGAAGAAUGAGUAUUUCGUGCUCGACGAGGAGGAAGAAGAGGCGGCAGAGCUCGCGCUCAGGGAAGAAGAAUUUGAGCUUUGAAAGAAUUUCAGCUCACCCUCUUUGUCAACCACAGCCUUAAAUGCGUGAAUGGAGAGAAGUGAAGCAACUAGCUGUCGCUUAUGAUGUAAUGUGGGUAGGAGUUCGUCAGCCUUAGACGCUCAAAUCUAGAAUUUAGCUUUUGUUUCGAAACACAAGCUAAAUUCUAGAAGUUAAUUGAUGCAACCCACCAGUAUAUGGUUUUUGAAAGCAUGCAAUACACUUUAUAGUUAUACGCGAUGGUAGUACACAUGAUUACUCUAAGUAUGAAAACCCGUGUGGACUAUUUCAUGCAUCUAUAUUCUUUUGGUUUUAAAGUCAA
Lotus japonicus is the source of this 1860-nucleotide messenger RNA. Its product is annotated as protein CANDIDATE G-PROTEIN COUPLED RECEPTOR 7-like. Gene Ontology annotation, cellular component: membrane; Golgi apparatus. Lineage: Eukaryota; Viridiplantae; Streptophyta; Magnoliopsida; Fabales; Fabaceae. The record is from RefSeq and is a predicted model, not a curated record. Gene Ontology annotation, biological process: transport. Bases 219 to 1541 code for a protein of 440 amino acids. The transcript is spliced from 2 exons.